Hyaloscypha bicolor E is the source of this 661-nucleotide messenger RNA. RefSeq lists its product as uncharacterized. The transcript is spliced from 2 exons. The annotation marks the transcript as partial. The record is from RefSeq and is a predicted model, not a curated record. NCBI's taxonomy places the organism in Eukaryota, Fungi, Ascomycota, Leotiomycetes, Helotiales, Hyaloscyphaceae.
AUGUCGAAUUACCAAGUCUCACGAAGCUAUUCGCCGCCUAAGGAGCGGAAAAUUCCCGAAUGGCGAGUACGGGCAACAAGCGAGCCCAGAUCCAUGACGAACGACAACAGUGGGGCCUCUCCAUCAUCCCCUACCCGGGUCCGCAAACGCUACAAACCAACCGGCAAAAACUACAAGCCAGUCCCCGGGCAAGCACCCAUCAUUGUCCCGGCCGGCAAGCGGGACAUCAGCAAGAAUUGGAGACGCAUCGAGAACCCAUUCGACAAUAAAUCCGAUGUUCUUGCCACGGAGGAACAUCAGAGCGCCAUGGUUCCAGUCAUCGAAAGACAUCAAAUAAACAACAAAGCCCCUGACAACAACUCUGAUGUCCCUGUUACCGAGGAACAACAAGCCUCCAUUGCCCGAACUAGUGAGAGACAUCAAACACUUGACGAAUCUUGCACCAGAAUCUCCAAUGUUCAAGUUAAGCAAUGUUCCACAGACUCUUCGUACAAUGUGAGCCAACCAUCCACACCAACAAAACAAAGAGGCCGCCGUCGCAGAGGCCGACGAAACCGAGUCAAAAAUGCCAGCAAGGCAACCAUCGAAGAGCCCUUCUCGAAGCGGAACAACCUCAACGAAGGCAGCAAGAAAUUCCUCUCCAAAGCAGAUCACAACAAGC